AUGGUCUAUACAAGAGAAGUUUCGCUUUUGCUUUCCGGCCUGGCUGCAGCGGUGGUCGGCGCCGACAUCCGCAUCGACACCGACUUCUCCGCAGUCUCGUGGGCUGAUCCCCGAGUUGAUAUAUUUGGCGUCGGGCCAGAUGAAUCAUCCCUCUGGCACAAGUUCUGGACCGGUUAUGACUGGCAGCCGCGGGGCGGCUUCGAGCGUGUCCCAGCUGCCGAGGCCGGCCCUCCCUCCACCAGUUCUUGGUAUGAGGGCCGACUUGACGUCGUGUAUGUGAACGCCUCUGGCAGCAAUGUGCUCCACAAGUACUAUGACGAUGCCUGGGGUGGCUGGGGUCCCUCUUGGGAGGACGUCGAGGACCUCGGCGGCAACGUCACGUUCGUCACCAGCACCUCCAGGAGUCCGGACAGACUGGAUCUUGUGGGCAGGUCCGGGGACUCGUACGUCUUCAAGGCUUGGAUUCACGAAGGCUGGCUACCCAGUGGCAAGGAAUGGCAGACCUUUGGUGGUGAUUUCGCCAGUGACCCUGCCAUUGCCUCCUGGGGCCCUGGCCGUCUCGAUGUUGUCGGGAUCUCCAAGGACGGCUCCCUCGAGCAUCGGUACUACCAGCAUGGCCUAUCCAACUGGGAGACCCUUGGUGACGGUCCAUUUCACGGAACUCCCCGCAUAACCUCGUGGGGAGAGAAUAGACUAGACAUCUGGGCCUUGGGUGAGGACGGAGAAUUGAACCAUCUCUUCUGGGAUGGCACACAGUACCAAGCCUGGGAAAGCCUUGGGGGUAACUUCACCGAGAUCCCCCAAGUCGUGCAUUGGGAAGCUGGGAAAAUCGACAUCGUUGGUAAGGACGGCGACACAUUCGUGCUCAAGAAUUACGACGGUUUCAAUUGGAACGGGUGGUAUAACCUGGCGAGUUCCUUUGCAUCCGAGCCCGUCGUGCUUGCAAAGCAAGGAGAAAACUUCCUUACCGUCCUAGGUAUCGACAAUCAGGGAGGUUUGAGAAGCCAGAUCUGGAGUGGAUAUGAUUGGCAGCCUGGUCCCCAUGAGACCUGGUACCUCGGAGAUCUGGCGUGGCCAUACGGACUCAGUGAUGUGAAGAAUCAGAAGACUCUAGGGCCUGCAGGCGAGCUGAAGUAA
Messenger RNA from Clonostachys byssicola, 1137 nucleotides. Lineage: Eukaryota; Fungi; Ascomycota; Sordariomycetes; Hypocreales; Bionectriaceae. The record is from the annotation of a GenBank genome assembly.